Trachymyrmex cornetzi is the source of this 913-nucleotide messenger RNA. RefSeq names its product chymotrypsin-1-like. Bases 71 to 811 code for a protein of 246 amino acids. Gene Ontology annotation, molecular function: serine-type endopeptidase activity. Gene Ontology annotation, biological process: proteolysis. The transcript has 5 exons. Lineage: Eukaryota; Metazoa; Arthropoda; Insecta; Hymenoptera; Formicidae. The record is from RefSeq and is a predicted model, not a curated record.
GUCAAAGAAAAUCGAAACAUUGCGUUUUCUCGCGAUUCUAUUUUCUUAACUAAAGCUUAAAUUAUCAAUCAUGCUACCAUUUAUCUUCUUGGUAAUUGGCGUUCUUGCGCAGCAGACGUUCGCUGAAGAACCCGAAGCGAUCGUCGGUGGUCAGACCGCCAGACCAGGUGAAUUCCCGCACCAAGUUUCCCUGAGAUAUAAGGGCAAUCACGUUUGUGGCGGCUCCAUCAUCGCCUCGACUAAGAUUCUGACUGCUGCACAUUGCGUAACAUUUACACAACCACCCUACGAAGACUUUAAAGUUGCCACUGGGUCUGUCUCAAUCACUGCAGGAGAACUCCAUAACGUGGAGAAAAUUAUCGUGCAUCCGCAAUACUCUGAUAAAUAUGAAGAUGCUUGGAAAAAUGACAUCGCUGUGAUUAAGCUCGCAUCGCCGAUUCAAUAUAAUCAAUUCCAAAAACCGAUCCCCCUCGUCAAGUCUGAACCUCUCCCUGGACAGAUAUGUUCUUUAUCAGGAUGGGGUAGGAUACGCACGAACGGACCGCUCCCGAGCAUACUUCAAAAGAUGGUUCAAAUUGUGGUCACACGUGACCAAUGUCAGAAACAGAACCCUGAUGUGCCCUUGACCGGCAGUCACUUAUGCAUGCUCAAUCGUUCGGGAAUUGGCGCUUGCCAGGGUGACAGUGGUGGCCCGCUCAUCUGUGGCGGCGUACAGACUGGUGUUACCUCCUGGGUUGCUCCUUGCGCUAAGGGUUAUCCUGAUGUUUACACUGAUGUCUAUUAUCAUCACACCUUUAUUAAUAACGCCUAAGAAAAUGCAUGAAAGCAAUCUAUAAGACAUAAACUAUAUAAAUUUGUUUAAUUUAUAUUACAUAUCAACUGGUACCAACGCGUUGAAAGAAUUCAUUGCUGC